Macaca mulatta (Rhesus monkey) is the source of this 1637-nucleotide messenger RNA. RefSeq names its product tumor suppressor 2, mitochondrial calcium regulator (gene TUSC2). Gene Ontology annotation, biological process: regulation of mitochondrial membrane potential; inflammatory response. Lineage: Eukaryota; Metazoa; Chordata; Mammalia; Primates; Cercopithecidae. The record is from RefSeq and is marked provisional. Gene Ontology annotation, cellular component: mitochondrion.
CUUGCUAGCAGCGGCUAGGGCAGGUUAUGGUGGAGCGGACUGCGCUGUGAGCAGAGCGGCCGCGGGGCCCGCCAUGCGCCGGCGGCCCUGACAUGGGCGCCAGCGGGUCCAAAGCUCGGGGCCUGUGGCCCUUCGCCUCGGCGGCCGGAGGCGGCGGCUCAGAGGCAGCAGGAGCUGAGCAAGCUUUGGUGCGGCCUCGGGGCCGAGCUGUGCCCCCCUUCGUAUUCACGCGCCGCGGCUCUAUGUUCUAUGAUGAGGAUGGGGAUCUCGCUCACGAGUUCUAUGAGGAGACAAUCGUCACCAAGAACGGGCAGAAGCGGGCCAAGCUGAGGCGAGUGCAUAAGAAUCUGAUUCCUCAGGGCAUCGUGAAGCUGGAUCCCCCCCGCAUCCACGUGGAUUUCCCUGUGAUCCUCUAUGAGGUGUGACCCUGAGAGGUGGCAGACGGAAGCACCCCCUGCCCCAGCAAGAAACUCCCAGGCUCAAUCAAGGUGUGACUUCCAUUGAGGAGCCCAGGCUGGGGCCACAACCCUGAAUAAACUCCAUUGGCCCAUAACCUUCAGCUGUGAGCGGGUCAGUCCCGCAAUAUUAGUUGGGUGUUGGUUUUUGUAUGGACAAGAGGUGGUUGGUGGGUGGUGAAGGCUAAUGGCAGAGUUAGCACCCCACUCUCCCCAGCCACCCCUGCAAGAAGCACGGCAGGGCAUAUAACAGUCAGGAAUGCCCGUUACCUGGUUCCUUGCCUGGUCUGCCUUCUUCCAAGUUUGCCUGGGGCCUAGCCCUGCUAGAGGCUACAGCACUUUACAAGCAAGGUAUGCCUUCUUCCAGCCCCUAGGCUGUGGGCACUGUAUACAAGUAGGAACUUCCUUUCCUUCACUUCCCUUUUAACCCCUAGUCAGAGCAUUUCAGCCGUUUGCUACCUCGAUUCCUCCUGUGUUGGACAGAGGCUGGGGGCAGUGCCAGCCUGAUUCUUCCAACCUACCUGCCAUUUGUUCCCGCCUUCAGAUGGAUGGACAGUUUGCUGGCUAUUGAUAGGAGUAGGGACUGGGUGGGGGCUUCUCCCUCUACCCAGGGCUGGGCUGAUCCCCCUACUGCAACUAACUGUUCCCCCCGCACCCCAAACCCCCAGUUGAGGAAUUGAGAGGGUGCAGGCUGGGGUCAGGACAUGCUGUGGAUGCUUGUGCCUAUGGGGAGUUAUUCCAACCCACCUAUUCUGUCUAAUCCCCAUGGCUUUGCACCAAAUCCUCCACCCCUCCAAUUGGGAGGGGACUGUUCACCACCUUGUGGUAAGGGACAACACCCCAAGGCUGGUGCCAGUAGUUAUGAGUAGCCUACCACCCCCUCCCUUACAGUAACCGCCACCCCUUCAGGAUCAGUCAAGGGAAAGUACUAGAGCCCCUGGGUAGGGAAAGAAAGGAGAGAAAAACCAUAAAAGGAAUACUUAUAAUGUGAAGGUUUGUAAAUAGUCCAUGAUGAUGUCGUGGCAGAGUCUGAUUUCUAUAUAGAGGUGACUUUUUUUUUUAAGUACUGUGCAAGCUCUGUGCUUCUAGAAUGUGGGAAGUGGCUUGGGGAAGAUGGCCCCCAGCCUAGGAAGACUGUUGUGUUAUUUGUUCAAUUUCAAUAAAAUGAUUUGUAGAUCCUGC